Molecule: messenger RNA, 438 nt
Organism: Nasonia vitripennis (jewel wasp)
Lineage: Eukaryota; Metazoa; Arthropoda; Insecta; Hymenoptera; Pteromalidae
Product: trypsin theta-like
Exons: 4
Coding region: 1-438 (145 amino acids)
Biological process (GO): proteolysis
Molecular function (GO): serine-type endopeptidase activity
Source: RefSeq, a predicted model, not a curated record
AUGCUGAAAACGCUGAAUCAGGACCUAUAUCUAGACGACAAUCCGUUCAUGCAUCUGACCAAACAAGACUUGCCUUUACCAGAAGACAAGAGCGUCGAUUAUGGGGGAAAGACAGCUGUGGUCUCCGGCUUCGGAUACACUUGGAUAAAGCUGAUUUUUGGCCUGAGAGAAAAAGCUGGAUCUGAUUACAAAUUGAAGUACGCAAGUGUCAACAUCAUCGAUAACGGUACUUGUGCCAAGACCAAUUACCCGGAUAAGCUCGAUGGGAGUAAACAGAUUUGUGGUCAAUUUAUACAACGCAGUUUGGAAACCCCUGAAGGAAUCUGUGGAGGUGACAGCGGUAGUCCACUAGUCAACGAAAAUACCGUCGUUGGAGUCGUGAACACUGGUCCCGUAGCUUGUGCUGCCAACGUUUUUAUUGGUGUAAAAAAGAGUUGA